AAGCCGUUUUUCUUGUCUUCUCGGUUUCCACAGAAAACGGAGAACAUGGAAGAGGAAGGCGGCGAAAGCAUUUUGUCUUCAAACGCAAGAUGCGCAAACGCCAAUGGCGACGAAAAGGAAUCGCAGCUCGUCCGUUCUCAGGGAACAGCGGACUCAGCUACGACUCUUCUCAGAUGGAGACGGGGAGGCCUAGAGAAAAGAUGCAAACACACCGUCGUGCAUGUUCGACCGGGCAACUUCUCGGCUUAUUUUCGUCACUUGGAAACACGACAAUACAAAUCCUUGGCUCCUUCCUCGGCGUUUUGUACAGGCACAUUUUCUGCUUCUUCGCGAACACGGAAGUAGCACAGUCGCCCUGUCUUUCUCAGACAGGAACAGAGUCACAGCGGACAGCACAAGAUGCACACAGUCGGCCGGGAAAGUCGGCAUGCCUCAUGUAUCUAUACGCAAAUGCUUAUUUGCAUUCUUAUGUACGCGUAUGCAUGAAGUCAAAUACUCGUAUACGCAUGGUCUUUUAUUGUCGUAUCACACAUUUCUUCAUGCAGAGCAGAUGCCUGCCGUCCAUUUAAGGGUUUGAAAAUGUGUACGAAAGGUUUGUCGCCUAUCGUUUCCAGCUAAACCACCACGUGCAUUUGCCUCUCCCUGCACAGGACUCUCGAUAUCUUAAUCUGGUGAACAUUUCAACGAAACUGUUUGUCACGUCUCCAGUGU
This is a messenger RNA of Toxoplasma gondii ME49, 711 nucleotides long. RefSeq lists its product as hypothetical. NCBI's taxonomy places the organism in Eukaryota, Apicomplexa, Conoidasida, Eucoccidiorida, Sarcocystidae. Bases 90 to 569 code for a protein of 159 amino acids. The record is from RefSeq and is a predicted model, not a curated record. The transcript has 2 exons.